Messenger RNA from Plutella xylostella (diamondback moth), 1077 nucleotides. RefSeq names its product ATP synthase, subunit C (gene ATPsynC). Gene Ontology annotation, biological process: proton motive force-driven ATP synthesis; proton transmembrane transport. The record is from RefSeq and is a predicted model, not a curated record. Lineage: Eukaryota; Metazoa; Arthropoda; Insecta; Lepidoptera; Plutellidae. Gene Ontology annotation, molecular function: proton transmembrane transporter activity.
UCUUGGUAAAUCAAUAGUUGGUGGUACCGAACGGAACUUCGUAAAUAUUGCGCGAAACAGCCAAUGGUGGCGCAGAAUCCAUGUUCUGUUUCAUUUUCCCACUCCGAAAUUGAACAUUCCAAAGGCCGGUCUCCUCCUUCUCGGUGUUCUUUGUUGUCGCUCGCCGCACCCAACAAAACAUAAAAAUGCUGUCCGCCGCCAGAUUGAUCGCCCCUGCAGCCAGGUCUGCCAUCUUCAACAACACAGCCCUCCUGAGGCCACUGGCUGCCGUGCCCCAGCAGUCCCAGCUGGUCCCCGCGGCGCCUGCACAGCUCUCGGCAGUCCGCUCCUUCCAGACCACCUCGGUGACAAAGGACAUUGACUCCGCCGCCAAAUUCAUUGGUGCUGGCGCAGCGACAGUAGGAGUCGCCGGAUCCGGUGCUGGUAUCGGAACGGUGUUCGGUUCCCUCAUCAUCGGCUACGCCAGGAACCCCUCCCUCAAGCAGCAGCUGUUCUCAUACGCCAUCUUGGGCUUCGCCCUGUCCGAGGCUAUGGGUCUCUUCUGUCUUAUGAUGGCCUUCCUGCUGCUCUUCGCUUUCUAAGCUACUUACUUUUAAGAACACUACUGCCAUCCUAAAUAAUGAGGUUUCAGUGUAUACAACCGGGAGUGAACGGCCGUGGAAUCAGAAUGUGUGGAGACCUCAACCUAAUAGUGAUGCAAGGACUGAUAUAAGUGUUACACUCGAUGCAAAUCAGUGUGCAUCAUCAGGAAUGCAAUUUUAUUUAAUUAUGUAGUAUAUUGAUGAAAAUAAUCUGCAAAUAAAAUGUUGUACGUAAACAUUACACUGCAACUACUGUUAUUUCUAUUCCUGAUUUUGGUAGACUGUUAUUCUGAAUCAUGUUAUGCAUAGGUGCACAGAAUGUCUGUUAAAAGACGGUGAUAAUAUUAUUUAAGCCAGUGACGUAAUUUUUUUGCGUGUACGUAUUGUCAUCGACUUUUAUCAAGUGUCUCUGUAUACUAAUAUCUUGUUCAAGAAUGUCGGCAUCUUGUAAAUGUACAUUUUAGGGCAAUUAAAGGAUAAAAACCAUUAUUUCUGA